AGGGAGGACAAGAAUGAAGAAAAGAGGGUUGGGAAUGGUCCCCACUUACCUAAGUACCCUUUCCCCUUCUUAUUCCCUUCCUUAAGGUCUUGUUGGUACCUGCACCUCAGAGCCUCUUGAAAGAAAUGGCUGGCCUUCCGGACAGCACUCUGAGGAUUGUUCUGGUGGGGAAAACCGGAAGUGGGAAAAGUGCAACAGCAAAUACCAUCCUUGGGAGAGAAGAAUUUGCUUCUAAAAUUGCUGCCCAUGCUGUUACCAAGACCUGUGACAAAGCAGAGCGACAAUGGGAGGGGAGGAAGCUUCUUGUCGUGGACACCCCAGGGCUCUUUGACACCAGGGAGACACUGGAGACCACCUGUGAGGAAAUCAGCAGGUGUGUCCUCUUCUCCUACCCGGGGCCCCACGCCAUCAUCCUGGUUCUACCACUGGGCCGCUACAGUGAGGAGGAUAAGAAAACAGUUACAAUGAUCAAGGCCAUCUUUGGGGAGCCAGCCAUGAAUCACAUGAUCGUCUUGUUCACGCGCAAAGAUAGUUUGGGUGAUCAGACACUGAAUGACUUUUUAGCAGGAGCAGACAUAAACCUGCAAAGCGUCAUCAAGGAGUGUGGGAACCGCUGCUGUGCCUUCAAUAAUGAGCAAAGUGCAGGUGAGGCUGAGAAGGAAGCUCAACUGCAGGUGCUGGUGAAGCUGAUAGAGGAAAUGGUGGAGAGGAACAGAGGGGCUCACUUUUCUGAUGCCAUCUACAAGGAGGUAGGGAAAAAGCUGCAAAGUAAGGAAGAGGCCUUGAAGAUAAUCUAUGAUGAUCAAUUACAGAAGGAAACUAUACUAGCUGAAGAGCAAUAUGCUGAGGGAAAAAUAUCACUGCAAGAAAUGGAGGAGAGAAAAAAAUCCUCAUGGGAGAAGUAUAAGGAAAAUAUUCAAAAUAUUAGAGAAGAAGCUGGAAGAAAUAUAUUUGAAGAUAUUGUAAAUGGGAUUCAGAAUAUGCUUUCAAAUAUACUGAAUAUGUUUAGGAAAUAAUGUAAAUUUUAUUUUUGUAUCUUAAUUUACUAUGAUUUGUUAAUGUGAUUAAUUGUAUCUUCCAAAGAUGACUAAAACAAUAUAUCCUAUCCCAUCCAUUUUUCUUAUAAUCAGUUUCUUUUUCCUCUGUUGAAUUAUACGAUUUGUCCCCUUCCUUGAAAUUUAAUGGACUUUGUGAC
Messenger RNA from Myotis davidii, 1195 nucleotides. RefSeq names its product GTPase IMAP family member 7. The transcript has a single exon. Bases 126 to 1016 code for a protein of 296 amino acids. NCBI's taxonomy places the organism in Eukaryota, Metazoa, Chordata, Mammalia, Chiroptera, Vespertilionidae. Gene Ontology annotation, molecular function: GTP binding. The record is from RefSeq and is a predicted model, not a curated record.